Aplosporella prunicola CBS 121167 is the source of this 1790-nucleotide messenger RNA. RefSeq lists its product as uncharacterized. Gene Ontology annotation, cellular component: membrane. The record is from RefSeq and is a predicted model, not a curated record. Gene Ontology annotation, molecular function: carbohydrate:proton symporter activity. The transcript is spliced from 4 exons. The coding region runs from base 27 to 1607 and encodes 526 amino acids. Gene Ontology annotation, biological process: transmembrane transport; carbohydrate transport. Lineage: Eukaryota; Fungi; Ascomycota; Dothideomycetes; Botryosphaeriales; Aplosporellaceae.
GAAAGAAGCGUUCUUACGAGCUCGCCAUGCACGCACAUCUGGACGCCCAUGCGGAUCGCGACGCGAUCGCCGCGACUAUGCCGCUAGACAACAAGACGGGGCCGUGGUGGAAAGAUCACGGGCUGCGCCGACUGAACAUCCUCCUUUUCAUCCCGCUGAUGAGCGAGUAUGUCCAGGGCUACGACGCGAGUUUGAUCAAUAAUAUACAGCAACUUUCCGUGUGGAGGGCGGAAUUUCAUGAUCCCAAGGGCAGCCUUCUCGGGAUAUUAAGCGCGUCCUACUGGAUCGGAAAUAUCUUAGGCGUCUUCUUUAUCGCCUUCUUCUCCGACGGAUAUGGACGACGAGCUGCCAUGUUUAUGGGUUCUGCUAUUUGUAUAGUGGGAACGGCACUAGUAACAGGAGCAGUCAAUGCUGGCAUGUUCAUUGCCGGUCGCCUCCUCUUGGGAAUUGGUGGCGUCGUUGUUGGCGCCAUUGGUCCUGUAUUGAUGGCCGAGCUGGCGUACCCUAGCCACCGUGCUACUGCUACAGCGAUGUCAAACACGCAGUAUAGCAGCGGCUCCAUUGUUGCAUCUUGGAUCACUUUCGGGAGCUUCCACAUGGCCACAACUUGGUCAUGGCGUCUACCGUCGAUCUUCCAGGCGCUACCAUCUAUUUUCCAAGCCAUUGGCAUUUUCUUCUUGCCCGAAAGCCCUCGUUGGCUCAUCUCUCAAGGCAGGGAAGACAAAGCUCUCGAUAUCCUCGCCCACUACCACGCGAACGGUGACCGGAAUGAUGAAGUCGUACAAUACGAGUAUCAUGAAAUGCUCUCUACCAUCGAGCUAGAGCUUGCUGCAAAGCAGACCAAAUGGUCGGAAUUAUGGCGGACUCCUGGUAAUCGUUGGCGCAGCUUCAUCAUGAUCUGGUGCGGUAUUUGCAAGCAAUGGAGCGGAAAUGGUUUGGUGUCCUACUAUCUGCACAGUAUGCUCAACAGCGCCGGCAUCACCGCGGAGCUGCACCAGACGCUCAUCACGGCUACUAGCCAGAUGUUCAGCUUGGCAUGCAGUAUUGCAUUUGCAUUUCUGCCUGAGCGCGUCGGCAGACGUCCACUCCUGCUCUGGAGCAUGGCCCUCAUGUGGGUAGUAUUCACGCUCAUCACCAUCUGCACCGGCCUCUUCGUCGAAAAAGGCCCCACCUGGUCGGGCUCCCACUCCGCCUCCUACGCCUCCGUCGCAUUCAUCUACCUCUACAGCGGCGUGCACAACCUGGGCUGGACCGGCGCGAUGAUGGUCUACGUGACCGAAGUGCUGCCAUACACGCUGCGCGCCAAGGGCAUCGCGCUGUUCUGGCUGCUGACGGGUGCGGCCGGCGCGUUCAACACGUACGUUAACCCCCUCGGGCUCGAGGCGUUCAAUUGGAAGUUCUACUGGUUCUAUGUUGCGUGGAUCGCGGUUGAGUUUGUUGUCGUCUAUGUCUGGUUCAUUGAGACUAAGGGGCCGAGCUUGGAGGCCGUUGCGAGAUUGUUUGAUGGCGGGGAUGCGAGGGUGGGGGAUGGGAGGGGGGAUGGGGAGAAGGAGAAGGUUGAGAGAGUUGAGGUGUUGGAUGAGAAGAGGAAGGAAGAGGAGAAGUAAUGGUGGGUGUGGUGUUUGGUGAGAUUGUAGGUUGCUAUAUGUUGCUCCUUUUCGAGAGGUUUGUUAUGAAAAAGCCCAGUAUAGCUAAUUGUAUCUGCUUACAACUGCACAAAGAGCUCUGUUGUGAACACGACAGAUCCAUCUAGUCAGUUAAUCAAUACUAGCGUGUUUGUCCAAGUAUAU